AUGCUGAACUCUUAGGUUCAGCACCAUGUUUAUCUGUUAAAAGAUCUGCUGGUGUAAUUCCUUGAAAAAGUCAAAUCUUAACAGUGGUGAGUCAUUGUAAUGAUCAGUUUUCCAGCUCCCAAGGUAUCCUUUGCCGAGGCUGGGGGAGGGAAGAGUAAUUUCUUACCAGCGAGCAGGCAUUUUCUAGUUUACCCUCCUUCUCCCUUCACCCUGCAAUGACCAUAUGCUCAUUUUGGAUGCAUCACUAUUACGGUCUUCCUGGCUCCAUGAUGAGCCUGUUAAUGAACACAGCUGAACAGGCAAAAAGAGGGGGAAAAGCUCACUGCUGUCAUGGUGACUCUUUUUCCUAUUUUGAAUGUGAUCUCCAGGAGCUGUCAGUCCCGGUCCUGUUUAAGGACAUUUUGCUCUUUCUUCAAAAACUCCGUGUGUUGUGCAGUAUGGUGGCCGAGGACUGUGGGCUCAGUGGCCCCAGGAGCCUCUGGCUAGUCUCCCCAUCUCUCUGCUUGCCCUUAGCUGUGUUUGAAGCAGAGUGGUCAGGGGAUUUGGACAUUUGUAUGCAGCUGCUCCUUCCAUAAGCCAAACAUAAGCAGCGUGCUGUGGUCAGGUUGACAAACACUGGGGCUUUGACAGUUUGUAAAAUGUCCAUGUUGUCCUUCAUCUUCAGUAUAUGUAGGUCUAAUAAAAGAAGUGCCCCCUGGGUCAUAUGCAGGUGGAUACACACAAAAGGCCUGGGUGUGCGCAUUUGUCUUAAUUUCUGUAGUGCUCUGUAACUCACUUAGGGUGAACCAGGAAUAUGGUACAUUAAUUCCUUCUCUGGGCAUUGAGGGCUCACUUGUGGCUGAGAGAUAAGGUGAGUGUAGCACACACCCAUGCCUGCCCUUUUCUCUGAGUGAUACUGGGUUAUCUGGGAUACCUGCCUGGCGGAGGGGGAUGGUCUGACAGGGGGCACAUCCCUGCAUGUAAAUGAAGAAAAUGAAAUAAACGUUGUCAUUCUUUAAGAAAAACUGGUCUCAUCAGAAGCUGGUUUGAAAUUCAUUUGGUUAAAUGGGAGCCUCAGAGAAAUCAGAUAAGGAAAGAACUUGCUAAUAGCAAACCUUGCACUGCUCCUAUUCUAGAACAAAUUCCCUCCAGCAGCUAGCUGACAUCCCCUUCCCUGUGGAAAUGAGCUCCACUGUCUCAGAGGACACCCUGAGGAAAACAAGUGUUUGUAGAGACCAGACUCAUGUCGCAAUGCCAUCGGAAAGAGCAGUUGCAGAAUUUUCCUCCCUUGUCACACUGGAUUCUUACCCAUUUUUGCAGUGGUAGCUGUCUUUUACAGGGCAGACUCCUUGUAGAUGCUUGCCCUCCUGUCUCGCAGCUGCUUUCUUCCCACCACCGAUCCAGAGCAACCCAGUAACACCGUGGUUGGUGUUGGGAAGGACCUGCCCUGUCAUGAAUUUGUCUAACGUUUGGUUUAUUGAAUGAGGAAGCCCAGGUUUUCGGAUGUCAUUCUGGCAACUAUUUUGGCUACCAAGUCAGAUAUGUGUGGCAAGAAGUUUGAACUGAAGAUUGACAAUGUUCGCUUUGUUGGCCAUCCCACGUUGCUUCAGCAUGCCCUGGGGCAGGUAUCCAAAACUGAUCCCUCACCGAAGAGAGAGAUGCCCACUAUGAUUCUCUUCAAUGUGGUGUUUGCACUAAGGGCCAAUGCAGAUCCAUCUGUGAUAAACUGCUUGCACAACCUCUCCCGAAGAAUCGCCAUAGUCUUGCAGCAUGAGGAGCGCCGCUGCCAGUACCUGACCAGGGAGGCCAAGCUGAUCUUAGCUAUUCAGGAUGAAGUGUCUGCCAUGUCAGAAACCACAGAAGGGCCACAGUCACCUUUUCAUCACAUCCUACCCAAGUGCAAACUGGCCAGAGAUCUCAAAGAGACAUAUGACAGUCUCUGCACAACAGGGGUGGUCCGUUUACAUAUCAACAACUGGCUGGAAGUGAGUUUCUGCCUGCCUCAUAAAAUCCAUUAUGUUGCCACAAACUUUAUACCCCCUGAAGCAAUUGAGAGAAGCCUGAAAUCUAUCAGGCCUUACCAUGCCUUAUUACUUUUAAAUGAUGAGAAGUCAUUGCUUAAUGAGCUCCCGUUGGACUGCUCUCCUGCCCUGGUGAGAGUAAUUAAAACUACCUCUGCUGUGAAGAAUUUGCAGCAACUGGCUCAAGAUGCUGACUUGGCAUUGCUACAGGUUUUCCAGCUUGCUGCACAUCUUGUUUACUGGGGAAAAGCAAUUAUUAUUUAUCCGCUGUGUGAAAACAAUGUCUACAUGCUUUCUCCAAAUGCCAGUGUCUGUCUCUACUCUCCAUUAGCAGAUGCAUUUUCUUGUCAGUUCCGGGGCCACAACCUGCCAUCGAUGCUUUCCAAGUUCUCCCUCCCAGUGUCACUCUCGGAGUUCAAGAAUCCACUUGCGCCGCCUGUUCAGGAGACUCAGCUCAUUCAAAUGGUGAUAUGGAUGCUCCAACACCGGCUUCUUAUUCAGCUUCACACGUACGUCUGUCUGAUGGUGCCACCAAACGAGGAGGAUUUCCGAGCCCAAGACGAAGACAUGCCCUUUACUGCUAGAGUUGGAGGCCGAAGUUUAAGCACCCCCAAUGCUCUCAGCUUUGGUUCUCCAACUAGUAGUGAUGACAUGACUCUGACAAGCCCUAGCAUGGAUAAUUCCAGCGCUGAGUUGAUACCUGGUGGGGACUCACCCCUAAAUAAAAGGAUGACGGAGAAUCUCCUAGCAAGCUUGUUGGAACAUGAGCGGGAAGCUAUCCUUAAUGUCCCUGCUGCCCAGAAUCCAGAAGAUCUUCGCAUGUUCGCAAGGCUGCUGCACUAUUUCCGAGGCCGACAUCAUUUGGAGGAGAUCAUGUACAAUGAGAACAUGCGGCGCUCCCAGCUCCUCAUGCUGUUUGACAAGUUCCGCAGCGUGCUGGUGGUGACCAGCCACGAGGACCCCGUGAUUUCAGUUUUUCAGUCUCUCUUAAAGUGACUCUGCUGGCAAAGGAAGGGAACCUGCUACGCUCUCCAUACCGAUAGUCUGAAAGAUGCCUGAAGGAGGCUAUUUUAGUUCCUUCUUUCCAUGUGACAUCGAGCAGGUUCUCCUGCUCUGUGCCUCAGUUUUCCAUCCGCUCCCUGUGGCGACAGCUGAAGCCAGUCUGAGGGCUCUGGGGCCCGCUGCGGGACAGUGUGCGCUUGCUUAGCCCUUCCCUGAUCCUGCUCCCUCCCCAGGGUUGUGAGAGUGGGCCAGGAAGACUUCAGCCGCAGUGUUAGUGACAGUACUUCACCCUGGGGCGGCCACCGGUGCGUCAGCAGCGCUUUCUCUGCCCUGCAGCAGCAUGACAGCUGGGUCAUUCAGCCGCGAGCACUGUCUGUGAGCAGCCUGUCCCCACGGCACAGCGCGCAUGGCCUCUGCUCAAGGGCAGAGUGGAGCUGGCCUGGCUUUUAGGGAAGAGUCCCUGGGCACCGAGGAAUUCUGUUUGAUCAGUUACCUGGCAGCCAUGAGAACACAGGUAGGGAGGCAGAGUAUCGCAAGUAAACAGUUUCAUGAAUGA
Falco peregrinus (peregrine falcon) is the source of this 3558-nucleotide messenger RNA. RefSeq names its product NPR3 like, GATOR1 complex subunit (gene NPRL3). The record is from RefSeq and is a predicted model, not a curated record. Lineage: Eukaryota; Metazoa; Chordata; Aves; Falconiformes; Falconidae. Gene Ontology annotation, biological process: negative regulation of TORC1 signaling; positive regulation of autophagy; TORC1 signaling. The transcript has 12 exons. Bases 1461 to 2996 code for a protein of 511 amino acids. Gene Ontology annotation, cellular component: GATOR1 complex.